Leptonychotes weddellii (Weddell seal) is the source of this 302-nucleotide messenger RNA. The record is from RefSeq and is a predicted model, not a curated record. Lineage: Eukaryota; Metazoa; Chordata; Mammalia; Carnivora; Phocidae.
CAUCAACCACGACCCGAGCCGCAUUCCUGCGGACCUGCCGGAGGCGCGGUGCCUGUGUCUGGGCUGCGUGAACCCCUUCACCAUGCAGGAGGACCGCAGCAUGGUGAGCGUGCCCGUGUUCAGCCAGGUGCCAGUGCGCCGUCGCCUCUGCCCGCUGCCACCACGCCCUGGCCCCUGCCGCCAGCGUGCCGUCAUGGAGACCAUUGCAGUGGGCUGCACCUGCAUCUUCUGAACCGGCGGCUGAGGGUAGCCAGAGACCACCCUCCCUGCGCUGCGGCGCCAAGCGAGGCCCAUGAAGAGUA